This is a messenger RNA of Penicillium mononematosum, 1185 nucleotides long. RefSeq names its product TatD family hydrolase. The transcript has a single exon. NCBI's taxonomy places the organism in Eukaryota, Fungi, Ascomycota, Eurotiomycetes, Eurotiales, Aspergillaceae. The record is from RefSeq and is a predicted model, not a curated record. The coding region runs from base 1 to 1185 and encodes 394 amino acids. Gene Ontology annotation, molecular function: hydrolase activity, acting on ester bonds.
AUGCCAGAGGAGGAACCCUUCCCUUGGGAUAUUGGCAUUUACGAUGCCCACUGCCACCCCACCGACACAUUGGCCUCGGUGGCCGACAUCCCGCAAAUGAAAGCGACAACACUGACAAUUAUGGCCACGCGCGGGGAAGAUCAAGACCUCGUACAACAAACAGCAGUGUCACUCUCAGCCAAAGAAAGCCAAUCAACAUCAGACCGCGUAGUGCCCUGCUUCGGCUGGCACCCGUGGUUCUCGCAUCAGAUCUUGGACGACACUGCACAACCAACAGCUGCGCAAAACCCAGCUGACCACAAGUCCGCCCACUACGUCGCCGUCCUCACACCAUCUCCAGUCGAUGACCAGCCAUUCAUUGAUUUACUUCCUGUCCCCAAGCCCCUCUCAGAACUAAUAUCUGAAACUCGAAACCGACUCCAACAGUUCCCGAAUGCGCUAGUCGGGGAAAUCGGCCUGGACAGGUCAUUCCGACUCCCAAGUCCAUGGACUCCAACGGACAUCGAAAACAGAGAUGACCAGCUUACCCCCGGCUCACGCGAGGGCCGGCGUCUCUCAAUUUACCGCGUCAAGCCGGAACACCAGCGCACCGUGCUAAAAGCGCAGCUACAGCUUGCGGGAGAAAUGAACCGUGCCGUCUCGCUGCAUAGCGUGCAAGCGCACGGCGGGGUCUUUGAAGUGCUCAAGGAGCUCUGGGCAGGACAUGAACGGGUUGUGCUGUCGCGACGGAAGAGGGACAAGCAGCGAGAUGCAGAAGGCGCUGUAUUUGAUGAUGACGAAGAUGACGAAGAAGAUAAGACGCCCGACAGAUCUCAGCCCACUAAAGUAGCCGACCUCAGUGGAAAAUCGUAUCGGCCGUUUCCGCCUCGCAUCUGUAUGCACUCUUAUACCGGUUCGGUUGAGCCCAUUCGCCAGUUCUUGCAUCGGUCGAAUCCGUCGGAUGUUUAUUUCUCUUUCUCGAAACUUAUCAAUUUCUCCGGUACUGCUGGGAAGAAGGUCGGUGAUGUUAUUAAGGCUUUGCCUGAGGACCGCAUUCUUAUUGAAAGUGAUCUCCAUGUUGCAGGUGUGCAGAUGGAUGAUGUGCUGGAAGACGUGGCUCGACAGAUUUGUCAGUUACGUGGAUGGGAGUUGCGCCACGGUGUCCAGGUGCUUGCGGAUAAUUGGCAGCGGUUUGUGUUUGGCUAG